AUGGCUUCGUCACUGGCUGUGGCCAGACGCAUAGGCGUACCUUCUGCUCGACGUGUCUUCUCGUCUGCUCGCACUUUGAGGAGCGAGACGACUCCGAAUCUUGGAACACCGCCGGCGCCCAAGAGGCCAGUUGGCGGCAUUCGCGGCGGUAUCAUCGGCUUUCUGGCCGGAUUCUCUCUCGCUUCGUCUUAUGCUGUAUUUCGUCUACUUGAUGAAUACAAAGAAGCAUCAAUCGCGCUGCAGGCCAGCGUGGACGAGUUGCAGAAGAGCUCAGAAAAGAUUUCUGCGCAUGUUCGUCGUAUCGAGACAGUGGAGAAGGAUCUCAAGGCGCUCUCGGACGCUUCAAGUAGCAAAGCCGAUCUUUCUCGCCUGAGAGCCGAAGUGAAGAAGAUAUACGAUGGGCUACAUAUCGAGUUCCUCGACUUGCGAACCUUUGUGUGGGGUUUACAACAAGAUGUCCACUCCCUGACGAAAGCUAAACCUCCACCCCCACCGCCCGUGUCUGACAAGAAGCUGGUGUAA
Molecule: messenger RNA, 522 nt
Organism: Peniophora sp. CBMAI 1063
Lineage: Eukaryota; Fungi; Basidiomycota; Agaricomycetes; Russulales; Peniophoraceae
Source: the annotation of a GenBank genome assembly